This is a messenger RNA of Oryzias latipes (Japanese medaka), 1028 nucleotides long. It is a transcript of the gene gpx8, whose product is annotated as glutathione peroxidase 8 (putative). The record is from RefSeq and is a predicted model, not a curated record. Gene Ontology annotation, biological process: response to oxidative stress. Gene Ontology annotation, molecular function: glutathione peroxidase activity. NCBI's taxonomy places the organism in Eukaryota, Metazoa, Chordata, Actinopteri, Beloniformes, Adrianichthyidae.
AGUUCCAUUUCCGGUGUCGUUGUAGUUUUUGCUAGCUAACCGGAUGCGCUCCUCUUCUUUGGUCCUCCUCAGAACUUGCAGAAACCUACUAGAAACCCACUUCCACCUCCAAAAUGGAGGAGCUAGGAGGUUACCCCACCAAGUCCUCCCUCCGCAAAGCCAAAAUGUUGCGGGUUUUGUUGAGUAUGACAGUCGGGGUGGGGUGUUUAUUCCUUCUGCAGAUCCGGCUAAGAAUAAAAAACUCCAGCGAUUUUUACUCUUUCGAGGUCAAAGACGCCAAAGGGAGGACGGUUUCCCUGGAGAAGUACCGAGGAAAAGCGUCUCUGGUUGUAAACGUGGCGAGUCACUGCGAGCACACGGAGGCGAACUUCAGGUUCCUGCAGGAUCUGCACCGGGAGCUGGGCACCGCUCACUUCAACGUCCUGGCCUUCCCGUGCGGACAGUUCGGGACCACAGAACUGGGCCUGAGUCGGGACAUCGAGGCGUUCGCCAAGAACACCUACGGCCUCACCUUCCCGUUCUUCGGCAAGAUCCGAACCUUUGGCUCUAAGGCGGAACCCGCCUUCAAGUUCCUCACAGAUUCCGUGCAGAAAGUCCCCAAAUGGAAUUUCUGGAAGUUUCUGGUUGAUCCAGAGGGCAAAGUAGUCCGGUUCUGGAAAACAGAGGAGCCCAUGGAGAGCAUUCGACAAGAAGCCAUAUCGCUGGUCCGACAGAUCAUCCUAAAGAAACGAGCGGAGCUAUGAUGCAUCUCAUGAAUGCAAACUGGACUGCUGUCCACUGACUGUUUUCCCUGAGCUUUGACUGUCAGGAAUGGCUGCCCUGUAGUCGUUAUCCAGUAACGUUCAGGAUUACCCACUAAUGUCAGCUGCAGGCGUGAGGCUGGACAGAGUGAAUCUGUUGUUGAUGUCUCUAUGAAACCAGAUGUGACGGUCAUCACUGAAGCGAAAGGAAUCAUUCCUGGAGUUUGCAUGUGACUUUUUCUGAUACUUUUCCCAAAGUUUACAUUAAAAAUCUUUUCCUCAUGAUGA